CAGGAGCGAUCCGCAGCACAGAGCACUCCCGCUCUCUGUCUCCCUUUGAUACAGUCUGGCUCUGUCUCCAGCCACAGACAGCUCCCUUACAAAUGAGCGGCUCCUUCUCUGAAAGAUGGCAAACGGGUUUACAAAGCCUUUAGCCACAUUGUACAAAGGAAGACAACUUGCAUUUGUAAAUUCUGGUGCGUUUUAUUUGCAAACCUUGCUUUGGAUUAUUUGUUCCGUUUGCGGAGAGGAGCAGCCUUUCAGCGUGGAGAUAUGGUUACAGAAGUAUGGCUAUCUUCAAGCUAGUGAACCCAGAAUGUCAGUAUUGCGCUCUUCACAGUCCAUGCACACAGCUGUAGCUGCUAUGCAGCAAUUCUAUGGAAUUAAAGUUACGGGGACUUUGGAUGAAAACACAAUAGACUGGAUGAAGAAGCCCCGCUGUGGUGUGCCUGACCAGUUUGGCAGCAACGUUAGAUUUAGUGUUAGAAGAAAGCGUUACGCAUUAACUGGGCAGAAGUGGCAUCAUAAACAUAUCACCUACAGCAUUAAGAACUUCACUCCUAAAGUAGGAAAAGUAGAAACACACAGAGCGAUACGCCGUGCCUUUGAUGUGUGGCAGAAUGUAACUCCCCUGACAUUUGAAGAGAUACCAUAUGUGGAGUUAGAAAACAAGAAGAGGGAUGUGGACAUUACAAUUAUGUUUGCUUCUGGUUUCCAUGGUGAUAGCUCACCCUUUGAUGGCGAAGGGGGCUUCCUUGCACAUGCUUAUUUCCCGGGACCUGGCAUUGGGGGUGACACUCACUUCGACUCCGAUGAACCAUGGACAUUAGGAAACCCAAAUCAUGAUGGUAAUGAUCUAUUUCUGGUUGCCGUUCAUGAACUAGGCCAUGCACUAGGCUUGGAACAUUCCAAUGAUCCCAGUGCAAUCAUGGCCCCAUUUUACCAGUAUAUGGAUACAGAAAACUUCCAGCUUCCCCAAGAUGACUUACAGGGCAUCCAGAAAAUAUAUGGUCCACCAGAUAAGAUUACACAUCCUACAAAACCCUUACCUACAGUACCACCACAUCGCUCCAAUCCACCAUCCGACCCAAGAAAGCCUAACAGACAACCAAGGCCCCCUCGACCACCUACUAGGGAUAAACCUUCCUAUCCAGGCGCUAAGCCCAACAUCUGUGAUGGAAAUUUCAACACGCUGGCUAUCUUACGUGGUGAAAUGUUUGUCUUUAAGGACCAUUGGUUUUGGCGUGUUCGGAACAAUAAAGUUUUGGAUGGUUACCCCAUGCAAAUUGCUUAUUUCUGGAGGGGUUUGCCUUCAAAUAUUGAUGCAGUCUAUGAAAGGCCUGAUGGGAAGUUUGUGUUUUUUAAAGGGAGUAAGUACUGGGUCUUUAAGGAAGCUACGCUGGAGUUAGGAUAUCCUCAGAAUGUGGUGGAACUAGGAAGUGGAGUGCCUUCUCAGGGAAUUGAUACAGCAGUGUGGUGGGAAGACGUUGGUAAAACCUACUUCUUCAAAGGAGACAGGUACUGGAGGUACAAUGAAGAAACACAUGUUGUAGACAAUGGUUAUCCCAAAUCCAUUUCAAUAUGGAAAGGAAUUCCCAAGUCUCCACAAGGCGCCUUUGUCAGCAAAGAAAGUGGAUAUACGUUCUUUUACAAAGGAAAGGAGUACUGGAAAUUCAAUAAUCAUAAACUCAGAGUGGAGCCUAACUAUCCAAGGUCAAUACUGAAAGAAUGGAUGGGAUGUGACCGAACUAAAACUGGAGACAAGGACAGGCAUGAUACUCAAGAUGAUGUUGACAUAGUGAUUAAAAUUGAUAACACUUCCAGCACUGUGAAUGCCAUCGCCAUUGUUAUCCCUUGUACGCUGGCCUUGUGCUUUCUGGUGUUGGUUUACACAGUGGUUCAAUUUAAGAGGAAAGGAACGCCACGCCACAUACUAUAUUGCAAGCGAUCUAUGCAAGAGUGGGUGUGAUUGUAGCAGAAGCAACAUGAGAUUUCAACAAGUGGGCUGUAAUGCUGGAACCCAGCAAUGAGCAGGCAUCUCUUUGCCUAAGACAUGUGAAUCAUAGCUGAUUUUCUCAGAGUCGUCUGUUCUGAGCAUGAAUGGAGAUUAUAAAAGAGAGAGGGGGAAGCUUUCAUGAUACACAGUAUCAUCUGUAUUUCGGUCCUUUGUCUUUCUUUGGUGCGCCAUUCCGUAUAGGCCUUUUAUCUGCACGCUUGAUGCCCUAGUGAACUUUUGAAUCCAGAUUUCAAAAAGGAAAAACAAGCAAAUACUUUUCAAGAUCUUUAUCAGACUGAUACUAUAACUUGUUGCUGAACCUGGUCUCUUCCCUAUUUUGAGGGUUUGAUUGAGAAUCCUUCUGCUGACUUAAUUUUUUUCUGAACCAGACAGACCCUCUCCUUUUGCAUUCAUUUUUCCAAAGAGGAUCACUAUCUGUCUAAUAAGGAAAUAUUGCUGCGCUUGGUCCUUUCAAGUAGGAGACCGGGAUUAUAAAGCAUAGAAAAUUGGACUGUUCUGUGACUGAGUAACAGGGGCCAAAAUAUCUGCAAUAUUGUUAACAGCCUUAAGUAUGUUGUUCAUUUUUGUUUUGUUAAAGCAAUUCUGAGCAAAGUCAAUGCGUGGAGCUUUCAAUAGCAAUUGUUCAUGUAGAUUUAAAUGCUGUGUAAUGGAAAUGUAGAACUAGCCUAAGGGAGUUCCUAUACAUUGGUUUUCCUGCUGCCACACAUACACACAGGGCUGUUCAAACCUCUAUGAACCCAUCAAGAGGGGUUAUUUUUAGCAUUGCAGACUUGGAAUUGUGGUAGAAUGCCAGAAAUUCAAAUAUUGAACAGAAUGUGACUUUUACCUGAAAUUGCUGCCAGAGCAACAUCAGCAUUAAUAUACAUGUUGUAUAAUGUCAUCGUUAAAUUCCUGAUUGGUUGAAGAAAUGUGCAUUAAUGGACUACAUAUAAUCCAAAGUAUGGUUGAUUUCUCAGUCAAUUGCAUUUUCAUAUUCAUAAGAUAUUUUUAUCUAGGGAUAUUGAAUAAGAAAGUGUCUGUCAAUUAUAACAUGAAUCAGUUGAAUCUGGCAAGUCUUAAUUGCCAAUGAAUCCAUGGUUAUUGCUAUUAUAUAAAGCCUGGUACCUACAAACAUUAGUGGUGCACCACAGCAGCAUCAGUUCCAAGGUGCCAUUGUUACGCAUUGCAGUUUUACGUGAAUUAGGUGUACAAUUAACAAUUUAUAAAGUUACAAUGGUCCACACUUACCCCUAAAUUAAAUAUGACAAACAGGGUAGAAGCUAAAGAAACCCACAUUUGAAAGAUUCAUGUUUGAAGAUCUGUAUGUCUUUGCAGUGAAAUUUGAGAUCAAUAAAUUGGUGGUUGUGCAUUAAAACUCCCAUUUUUCACCGCUCCAAUGGCUCCAUUGCUGGGAAAACCAGAAACUCAGUGAAGAGCAGAGGUUAUUCAUUAACAUGAGGAUGGAAACUUGCUUCAAUAAUCCCUGAAUGGAUGUUUCAAUGACUGCAAGAUCUUCAGUGAUGGGCUUCUUUCAGCUUUUACCUUUUAAUUAAAGAGCUACUGUGGUUUGCUCUAGCUUUAAAUGAACCUGCAGCAAAUAUUGUUUUAUUCAGUAUUUUAAAACUCAUCAACUGACAGAAAUCAUUGUUAAUUGUAAGAGUUGCUUCCCCUUGGGGCCAACCUGUCAUUGGGCUAUGUACUGAUGUAACAAAUGGCCAUUUCACCAAUACGAUCAACUUUCACAAAUCAGAACUCGCUUUUGUAUGGAAACAGGAGUGACAAGUGACUUUUAAAACAAUUAAAGGGUUUGCCUUUAACAGUACUCAAUACAUUUUCAGGCUUUGUAAUUAUUGAAUUUUUUUAAUGUCUUCAUUUAGAAAAUAUUAAUGUUCCACAUACUUCAAGAGUUUUCUCUUUCUUCCUGUCUCUUGUCUCUGACCUUUAACUGCCAAGAAAUUAAUUAACAGGAAAAUAAACUAAAUUCACAUAACUGACCUGAUCUAUUACUUCCUAUUAAUACCUACAGUUAAACAUAAUUGUACUUUUUAAUAAGGCCUAUAGGGGAGAUAUUAUGUUGGAGUAUUCCUAAUGUGAUUUAAAGACAUCUUCAAAGGAUACAUUUAAUCUUAAAUAUUCUAUCCAUUGUAAUUAGAUUUAUUCCACUGCACCUCUUUUUUCAGUAUCUCCAUUCAGCCAUUGAAUGUGGCUUUAGUAAACUGUUAAAACAAAUGGCUUCCUUGAUCAUAAAAGAUGUGAUUGACAGGCACAGAUAGGCCCUGUGCUCAUAAUAAGGGAAACAUAACCUAUUUCUUCCCCAGAUACAAGCUAUUAUAGUUCCUCAGUUGCUACUCCUUCAGCUUAAUGCAUGAUUCUGGUGAGUAUUAACAUAUUGAACAAAGAUAGAGGAUUCUUCCUGUAACUGCUACUAGUUAGUAAACCCUUUGAUUUCCCCCUGUUAACUGGUGGUAGAUAUGGGUCAAGGAAGCAGGAGGAGAGUGUUACUCCAAAUAUGAACAUAACUGGUCAUAUGUAAUGGAUUAUUUAUGUUUACAUUUACUUGCUAUAACACUUUGACUGCUAUGGGUGGUCACAAUCAAUUAAAUGCACAUCAAGCAUUGAAUCAAAGCAUUCCUUGCCCCCACACAGCCCUAGCAAUCAAAGAAUUAAGGACUGUGCAGUGAUUGUUUUGUAUUUAUUGAUUCAUAUUUAUUUUCGGACAGUUCUUAAUGUCAGCUGUAAGUGUAUUUUAUCAGGAAGGUUAAAUAUCUUUUUAUACUAUUAUAUAGCUUAUGUAUUCAGCAUCACUGUUUCACUGUGUUGUAUUAAAAAUAAAAAAAAUGAACCUGUCAAUAAAUGGGAAUCCAGACUAUAAAGUUA
This is a messenger RNA of Carcharodon carcharias (great white shark), 4861 nucleotides long. Its product is annotated as matrix metalloproteinase-16-like. The record is from RefSeq and is a predicted model, not a curated record. Gene Ontology annotation, molecular function: zinc ion binding; metalloendopeptidase activity. Gene Ontology annotation, cellular component: extracellular matrix. The coding region runs from base 116 to 1957 and encodes 613 amino acids. Lineage: Eukaryota; Metazoa; Chordata; Chondrichthyes; Lamniformes; Lamnidae. The transcript has 10 exons. Gene Ontology annotation, biological process: proteolysis; skeletal system development; collagen catabolic process.